CCACAAUUCGUACGCAUACAGGCAGGAACACACCAAUAAAAGACUGCUCAUGGCCAAAAACGAGUGGACAAAACUCCACACGCAAAGGCAGGUAGAGCCACGUGACUAACGCUAUCUCGCCUGCUGGUGCUUCAGCCGCUCACCACCUGCACACAGAAACACACACGCACGCACACAUACAAUGUCCGUCGGAGUGCGCGUGCGCAGGUAUGUUGCUUGCACACCUGCCAGAUUUCCAUCUCAUCGCACGUGAAGUUCUGCGACUGCGCCAAUGUGCCCUGGUCCUGCUGAUUGGUCGUUCCCUUGUAUCCCUCCGACAGAUCGUCCCUCUUGAUCCACUGCUGGCAGCUGCUGAGGUCGGCCGCCGGACCAGGCUGGUCGAAUCCCAGCCAGAGAUAGCCGCGACCGAUGGCCACGUUCCCACACGACUCGCCCUUGCUGUCCUUCACCACUCCCUGUGUGCCGGCCACCCCCACCGUCUGCCUGUCCUCGGAUAGCUCGAUCUUGGUCGGCGCGUCAUACGCACCGGACAGCGAAAAGAAGAAGACGGGCACCUUGUAGUCGUUGGUCUGUGUGGGGUCCUUGGGCGGGUCGAGUGGGCCGUCGACGAAGCACCCGAAUCGGUGUGUGUCGCCAUCGCGGAGGGCGAAGAGCAGGCCGCUCCUGCCGGUCACCUGGUUGAGGAAGGAGGGAUACGCAAAUGUGUCACGACUCGAUCUGAUAUCAACACACAUGACAGCCAUGUCUGUGUGCCCCAUCCCCUCUGUAUGUGUGGCCUCCUCACUUGUAGAUGAGUGUGACUGUGGGUGAGUGUUUGCCGGUCAUGUCGAUGACUUUGCCCCACUCCUCGGCCGACUUGGCGAUGAAGUCGUGGCCAUCGGCGGCCGGCAGAUUGCAGUACGGCUGGUACCUCAACCCAUACAUCUCCUGACACACACAUGAGAGCAGCCAAACUGCCACCUCGUGUGGACCCGGGCGCGGUGCCGUCACUUACGAUGUCCUCUAUGAAAUGGCGCUCGCCUCCCUCCUCGAGCAGCGGCGGUCGGAUCAUCUGACUGGCCGGCAUGAUGGCGAUGCGCCGCGAAAACUCCACAGUUGUCACGAAGCACUUGGUAGGCGUCUGACGCACAUGACGGUCGGCCCAGCAGGGGGGAUUGCUGCACAGACCAUGCACAACCCCCAAGCGCCCAAUGUGACCUGCUUGUUGUCAUAUCUGUGUCUGCUCGCUCCUCUUACGUGGCGAAGCGGGUGAGCAGCGGGUGGUUGGGGCCCAGACGACUGAAAGUCUUACGCAUCAUCGACACCUUGCGGCCAAGGACCAUCAGGCUCAGAAUCUCGUUCUCGUUCUCGUCAGGGCUGGCGAAGGAGGGCUCCAUAGCCUCCAGGAAGCGCUUGAUGUCAUCCCUGACGCCCUGCAGCUGCUUGAUGGCCGUCGAGUGAGUGCGGAGGGACUCCUCGCAGGCCUUCAUAUACUGCUGGAUGGCCUGGUCCUCGCUGCCGGUGGGAUCGGCAGUCGAUGCUGUGCUGGCCGUGUGGGGUGUGGUGGUCUGCUGGGGUGCCGAGUAGCAGGUGAUCUCGCGCAUGAAGAGGGCGUGGUAGUCGGCGUAGAGGGGGUCAGCCGCCUUGGGCGGCGGAAAUAUGCCGGUGACACCUCCAGGUAGAUGUGGCCAUUCUCAUCUCGCGGCAGGCCGUUCGCGUGAUGCAUCAGGAGGACCGACAGGUACCUGCGCACCAUGAAGGGCAUCAGCAGGGCUCGCCGACUCACGGGGAACACCACUCCACCUGUGCAUAUGCACACAUCCAGGAAGUGUGUGUCAUGCACGAAGCUAUUCCUCCCUCUCUGUCCUACGUGCACCUGCCUACCUGCGUUGACAUGCACCUCGCUAUCGGUGUCUGGGAGCUUCCACACGCCGCCCCGCGCUGACACCAUGUCCGAGAUCUCAUCCGUGAUAGCUUUCACAUCCCCCUCUGCCUUGGUCUUGAAGUCAACAGCCUGCUGCAUGAUCUGCUCGUAUGAGUUCUGCGAGGUGAGGAUCAGUCGAUCUGCCAUUCCGCAGCCGGAUCCGUGUGCUCCGCCUGCCAUUCUUCGUUGUUUGGCUAAGUUCCC
Messenger RNA from Vitrella brassicaformis, 2107 nucleotides. The record is from the annotation of a GenBank genome assembly. NCBI's taxonomy places the organism in Eukaryota, Vitrellaceae.